Nicotiana tabacum (common tobacco) is the source of this 1422-nucleotide messenger RNA. The record is from RefSeq and is a predicted model, not a curated record. Lineage: Eukaryota; Viridiplantae; Streptophyta; Magnoliopsida; Solanales; Solanaceae.
AUUUUGCUUUUGUUAUUUUUUUCUUAGCUACCAUGGGAGUUGUGGGGGAUGUUCCCAACUUCCGUGGUUGGGUAGAUAAAUUGCUGAAGAUCACACCGAUGAACGGUAGGUCUUGGAAAACACUUUCUAACUAUUUUGGUUGGAAGGUAAAGACUCAUGAUAAGAAUUUAUAUUUUGUGCCUUUCGUAUCUAUAUUCUCUUUUAUUGCUCUAAUUUCUAUCCUUUUUUUGUCUGGAUUUGCUAUUCGAGGAGUUACUGCUGAAGUAGUUGCGGCUUCUCGUGAUUCCUAGGGAACCCAUACUCCUUUAGGAACCCAUAUCUCUUUAGAAAGAGCCCGAGAAAUAGUUUUGGGUUCUUCUUCUGCAAAAAGGAAAGUUGCAGAAGAGGAAGACUCUGAAGAAGAGGGAGAUGAGGUCUCCCUGGUGACAAGGCCUCGAGUUAGGAGAUGCAUCGUAUCUGAUGACAAAGCUGAAGUGUCGGUUUCUCUUACCGAACCUGUUGAAACUCCAAUAAUAAUUCCGGACGAUGACGUCACUCCCCACGAUACUCGUGAGUCUAUUGACCAACUUUUCAUCAGCAGAUUUGGCCGUGAAGAUGUAGGACCUAUUUUAGACGAAGUACCCUUAUCUUCUUUUCCAACUCCCAUGCUUGUGGUUCCUUCCUUACCGGCCCCAGCUAUUUCCGUUCCUUCUUCUACUGCUUGUACCUCUUCUCCGGCUCCUCCUUUGACUAUUCCCCCUCCUAUCGUUCAUCAUACAAAAGCGGGCUCUUCAAGUAGAAGUGCCGAUAUGAGGCGGGUAACUAUUGAAGUUCCUGGUGAGAGCAGCCUUUUGAGAAAGUCAGGUCAGGUAGAUGCAUGGUUGGAGCCUUUAAUCGGCACAAUUGAAAAAGCCAAGUUGGAGAGUCAUAGUUCCCUGACUUUAAUGAAUGAUAUCGUACAUGCUACUUUGAAGGCCAAUCUUAUUGGCAUAGAAAUGAUGAAAAGAAUCGCCCCCUUGGAGAAGAUAGCACGUGACUCUCAUUCGGAAGGAGCAAUUUGAGCGUGCACAGAUUGAUAUAGAAGACUUACAAGAGAGCAAGAGUACCUUAGAGCAGCGAGUGCGGGCUUUAACUUCAGAAUUGGCGGUUGCAAAAGCUUCUUCAAGCCAAGCAGAAAAAGACAAAGAACAUCUCGAGUCCUCCUUCUCAGAGCAACUAUCUAAAGCUAGUGAAGAAAUCAAAGAGUUAAAAGCUCUUUUGGACCAAAAGGAAGUUUACGCUGGGGAGCUCGUGCAAAACUUGACUCAAGCACAAGAGGAUCUCAGAAUCGCAGCUGAUAAAGUGCGUGUUUUAGAAUGAUCCCAUGACUCUCUUCAAGUUUCCCACAACUCCGCCUUGGCUGAAAAUGAAGAGCUAAAGAAUGAGAUCGCUGCUUGGGAAAAG